CCAUGCUGCCCAUAAGCCUGGCGGGUAGGCUGCUGUGGCGCUUCCUGCAGGGAUUGUCGCCCGCCGUAACACGCCAUGGCCUCCGGGAUCCGAUCCUGGAGAGGAGAUGCGCAGCUGCCUUCUUCCAGUACCCAUCCCUCCUGGGACGUGGGCUUCCUCGUGGCCCCUCGGCCACUGGGAACUACGAAAAAACCACUGACACGGAGGAGCAUUUUGUGUUCCCGGAAUAUGUCCCGAAGCCCCCGGGGGCACCGAGUCCCGAGGAGCAGUUGCGUAAGCUGCUGCAGCUGCAGCAGGAGAAAGAACGACAACAGGAUCAGCGGAAGGAGGAACGACUCCAGCAGAAGGUACGGGCCGGCCGCCGCCCGCGCCCGAUCGUAGAACUCCCGGAUCCGACGGUGCCUCCUAGCGGCCUGAACUGCACGGGCUGCGGGGCAGAGCUGCACUGCCAGGACCCCGGCAUGCCCGGCUACCUCCCCAGCGAGAAGUUCUCCAGCGCGGCCCAGGCGGACAGCGGACCUGUGCGGCUCGUGUGCCAGCGCUGCUGGCUGCUGGUGCACCACCGGCGCGCCCUGCGCGUGCAGGUGAGCCGCGAACAGUACUUGGAACUGGUGAGCGCCGCGCUGCGGCGGCCUGGGCCAGCCCUGGUGUUGUACAUGGUAGACCUGCUCGACUUGCCCGACGCCCUGCUGUCCGACUUGCCCAAGCUGGUGGGUGCCAAGCAGCUCAUCGUGCUGGGGAACAAAGUGGACCUGCUCCCUCAGGAUUCUCCCGGCUACCGGCAGCGACUCCGAAACAGGCUGUGGGACGACUGCAUCCGUGCCGGACUCCUGCCGGCCCCUGGCCACCGAGGACCACAGCAGUCCAGCGAGGACAAGCCAGGGGACGCGGAGAAUUCGAAUCCGUCGGCCUGGUCGCGCACGGUGGUCAGGGACGUAAGGCUGAUCAGUGCCAAGACUGGCUAUGGAAUUGAAGAAUUGAUCUCCGCACUUCAGCGCUCCUGGCGUUACCGUGGCGAUGUCUACCUGGUGGGCGCCACCAACUCUGGCAAGUCCACUCUUUUUAACACACUCCUGGAGUCUGAUUACUGCACCGCAAAGGGCACCGAGGCCAUCGACAGGGCCACCAUCUCCCCUUGGCCAGGUACCACAUUAAACCUUCUGAAGUUUCCUAUUUGCAACCCAACUCCUUAUAGACUGUUUGAAAGACAAAAAAGACUUAAAAGUGAUGCAAAUAAAGCUGAAGAAGAUCUUAGUGAACAAGAACAAAAUCAACUUAAUCGCUUUAAAACGCAUGGUUAUGUAGUUGGAAGAGUUGGAAGAACAUUCUUAUAUUCAAAAGAACAAAAGAAAGAAGAUACUUUUGAGUUUGAUGUUGAUUCACUUGCCUUUGACAUGGGAAAUGAACCUGUCAUGGUUGUGGAGAAAUCCACCAAACGGAUAGAAUUGACUCCUCAAGAUGUGAAAGAUGCCCACUGGUUUUAUGACACCCCUGGAAUUACAAAAGAAAAUUGCAUUUUAAAUCUUCUAACAGAAAAAGAAGUAAACAUUGUUCUACCAACACAUUCCAUUAUUCCAAGAACUUUUGUGCUUAAACCAGGAAUGGUUCUAUUUUUGGGUGCUAUAGGCCGCAUAGAUUUCCUGCAGGGAAAUCAGUCCGCUUGGUUUACAGUUGUGGCUUCCAACUUCCUUCCUGUGCAUAUUACUUCCUUGGACAGGGCAGAUGCUUUGUAUCAGAAGCAUGCAGGUCAUACAUUACUCCAGGUUCCAAUGGGUGGAGAAGAACGAAUGGCAGAAUUUCCUCCUCUUAUUGCUGAAGACAUAACAUUAGAAGAAGGACUUGGGGGAUCUGAAGCAGUGGCUGACAUCAAGUUUUCCUCUGCAGGUUGGGUUGCAGUAACACCUCAUUUUAAGGACAGAUUACAUCUCCGAGGCUACACACCUCAAGGAACAGUUCUGACUGUCCGGCCUCCUCUCUUGCCAUAUAUUGUUAACAUCAAAGGAGAGCGCAUCAAGAGAAGUGUAGCCUAUAAAACCAAGAAGCUUCCUUCUCUUGUGUCCAAUCUGCAAAAGAAGAAAAAAGCAACAAAUGUAUGACAUGGACCUGGGUUCACACUGGAUAUUAACUAUAUUCCACAUGGUAAUAUACAUUAAUUUAUAUUAAAUAUGGCUAUAAUAAAGUCCCUCAUGCUGUCAUCCUUCCUGAAAACCUUAGGUUUUUUGACUUUUUAAAACUAUUCAUCACUGGGCUGAACUAUUGAUAAUAUAUUGAGCCUAUAUAACAAAUUGGUUUUUUGCAGUUUAUUUAUAUGUAUGUACCUGUGACCUAAAUAUAUAUAAAAAGAAUUAAUAAGUUCAAAUUUUUAUUGAGACCAGAUUUCAUUUAUUUUAUUUGGAGUCUAUAGUUGAUAGGGCAGUAAGGAGUCAGCAUAUGAAAAAAUGGCCAAAAGUCCUUCUCCAAAAUACUUCGGCUGUACUCCAUGUAAUCAGUCAUCCAAGGAUCCAUCUGGUGGAAAUUUACCUGGCUUCCAUCUCUGUCCAAGGAGGCCAUUCAAGUUGUCAUCCUUUCCCAGCAAGUGUGAAGAGAGGCUAAGAGUGGGCAACAGGCAGCUUCCCUAAUUAAUUAAAAGGAGAAAGAAAAGCAGAAUGGUGAACAGCUCACAGUCCUUUGGUCAGCCAUCAUGUGGCUACAAGGAAGCUGGGAAAUGGGAGCCAUUUUGGGUUUUAUCAAGAGAAGAAGGAGAAAAUGAACUGGAAGACAAAUAGAAAUUUACCUUGCACAGUUUGAAAGUGCCUGAAAAUCUUAAAAGGAUUCAGGCUUUAUAUUUCUAGCAUCUAAGGUUAGUUCAACAAAUAAGAGAAAAUUUUAACCACUUAUUAACAUUUGCCUGUGUGUAGCUGAGAAACAUUACAUCAGUCAGAAGUCUUUACUUUUUGUUAUUCUCUGUAAGUAGUACUGUAAAUGCAUCAGGUGACAUAGCGUAUGUUGAAAUAAAGGCCAGUGGAAUGAUAA
Marmota flaviventris (yellow-bellied marmot) is the source of this 3012-nucleotide messenger RNA. It is a transcript of the gene Noa1, whose product is annotated as nitric oxide associated 1. The record is from RefSeq and is a predicted model, not a curated record. NCBI's taxonomy places the organism in Eukaryota, Metazoa, Chordata, Mammalia, Rodentia, Sciuridae. Gene Ontology annotation, molecular function: GTP binding.